Molecule: messenger RNA, 1661 nt
Organism: Arachis duranensis
Lineage: Eukaryota; Viridiplantae; Streptophyta; Magnoliopsida; Fabales; Fabaceae
Product: UDP-glycosyltransferase 13-like
Exons: 1
Coding region: 115-1464 (449 amino acids)
Molecular function (GO): UDP-glycosyltransferase activity
Source: RefSeq, a predicted model, not a curated record
ACUCUGAUAAUGUAUAAAUUCUCAGAAGAACCAUCAAAGCUCACACAUCAUCGCAUUGAAAUCUUGAUGCAAUAAUAUAAUUAUUAUCAGUUUAUUACAUCAAAAGAAAAAUAAAUGAAAGAAAGCAUAGUUUUAUACCCAGCCAUGGGAAGGGGUCACCUUGUUCCAAUGGUGGAACUCGCCAAGUUCAUAACCACCCACCACAACGCCACCAUCUCGGCCACCCUCCUCCUUCCUUCCCCACCAAACAGAUCCACCCUCCACUACAUCUCCACCGUCACCGCCGCCGCACCCUCCAUCACCUUCCACCAACUCUCCCACUCAAACCAUAACAUCCUUGGCACCCUCCAAUCCUUCCCCACGAAGCCCAAAGCCUUCAUCUUUGACUUCUUCAACCACUCUGCCGCAGCCACUGCCGCUUCUCUCAACAUCCCCACGUUCUAUUACUUCCCCAACGCCGCAAGCUGCGUCGCACUCUUCCUCUACCUCCCAACCAUCCACCAAAAUUCCAUAAAAAACGGUUAUUCUUACGUGGACAUGCUUAGUAGCAUUCCCGGUUUGCCACCUCUCUCGCCGGAGGACAUGCCGUCACCCAUAUCCGAUCGCCGCAGCCAGAGCUACGAGUCCUUCAUCACCAUGUCACUUCACAUGAGAAACACCAAUGGCAUCAUCAUCAACACCUUCGAAAAUCUCGAACCCAAAGCCAUCAUGGCUCUGAAAAAUUCUGCGUGCGUUCCAGAAUCAUCGGAAACUUCACCACCGGUUUUCUGCGUUGGACCACUGAUUUCCACCACCAAAGGAUCUGAUCCUGUUGAUGAUGAUGGUGGUAGAGAGUGUUUAAGUUGGCUGAACUCGCAACCGAGUCGAAGCGUGGUGUUCUUGAGCUUCGGAAGUUAUGGAAGAUUCUCGAAGGUUCAGAUGAGAGAGAUAGCGGUUGCGUUGGAGAGAUGUGGAAAGAGGUUCUUGUGGGUUGUGAGGGAUCCAAUGGGAAGUGAAGUGGUGAAUUUGGAAGCGUUGUUGCCGAAAGGGUUCUUAGAGAGAACGAAGGAUAAGGGAAUGGUGAUCAAGAAUUGGGUGCCGCAAGUUGAGGUACUGAGUCAUGACUCGGUGGGUGGGUUUGUGACUCACUGUGGAUGGAACUCGGUGAUGGAGGCGGUUACCUUUGGGGUCCCGAUGGUGGCGUGGCCGUUGUACGCGGAACAGAAUCUGAAUAAGGUGGUUAUUGUGGAGGAGAUGAAGGUGGCGCUGCCGUUGAAGGAGGAUGAGGGUGGGUUCGUGAGGGCGAGUGAGUUGGAGGAACGAGUUAAUGAGCUUAUGGAAUCGGAGACAGGGAGGGGAAAGGAGGUUAGAGAGAGGGUGUUGGCUGCCAGGAACGGUGGUGCCGCCGCUCUCGCUGGCGGUGGGUCUUCGCGGGUUGCUUUGGAUGGGUUGGUUCGUUUGUGGAAGCAAAAAGGAUCAUGUUGACUUAGUCAAAACUCAAAAGUCAAAUAGUUUAUCUGUAUUUUGAGUUUUUUGGUUUUUUUUUUUCCCUCAUUCAGUUGUAAAUCGUAGUUGAGUUCGGUUAUGUUGUCAACCUUGUUGAGAUCUGUAUUCAUACUAUCAUAGAUUCAUACUUUAAUAAUUAUUCAUUUUUUUUUUUGAUAAUGAAUAAUUAUUCAUCU